Messenger RNA from Vigna unguiculata (cowpea), 1823 nucleotides. RefSeq lists its product as uncharacterized. Lineage: Eukaryota; Viridiplantae; Streptophyta; Magnoliopsida; Fabales; Fabaceae. The record is from RefSeq and is a predicted model, not a curated record.
UUUAACCUAAACCCUAGUCGCCGCUCACCUUACCCCCAGAUCUCAUCUGCCUCACUCUCCUCUCUAAGGUACCCCACUCCUACUUUCUAUUUUUUGCUCUACUCUCCCUCUUCCUUCGCCAUUCCUCUGCAUUAACAGGUAAGAUCUGUGAGUGAAAAACGUAAACCACACAAACCAGAAGUCGACUUUCGCAAGUGACAAAAAUGGACUUCUGUAAAGAAGAACAAGUUUCAGAAGUGGACUUUCGUAGGUCACGUAAAAACAUUAAAAAUGGCACUUACGAAAGUCAACUUCUGUAAGCCAUCAAUACCGGAAGUUGACUUCCGUAGUUAAAAAUGACUUUCGUGUUGAAGUGACUUCUGUAGAGAUAACGAUUUAGUGACUUUCGUAAGAGAGGCAUGACUUUCGUAGAGGCGUGGCUUGACUUCCGUAGAACGCUUCACUUCCGUAGAACGCUUCACUUCCGUAGAAGACGCGACUUCCGUAGGCGUGACUUCGACUUCCGUAAUGACGUGGCGACUUUCGUUUACAUGGCUAGGACAAGAGGAGCACAUCGUGGUGGCUCAAGUUCUUCACAUGCUGAGGCUUCUAAGCAAGAGCCUAGGCAGAGACCUACUGCAUCUGUUCGCAAAAGAGGUAAGGGUCAUCAUAGAGAGAGUGGUCCAUCAUCUCAUGGAGAAGUUGGUUCAUCAACUGGUCAUGGAGAAGCUGCUCCAUCAUCAUCAACUCAUUAUACUAAUAUUCAUGAGGAGCAAGAAAAUAUAAUUCACCAUGAGGAGGUUGUUGCAGGGCAGGACCAAGAUGUUUUAGGAGGAUUUCCUAGAGGACCCGAGGAUACGUCUUUGUUGAUCGGAUUUGUUGAUCAUGUUGCAUGUCCUAUUUGGGAUGGCUAGGUUAGUAUUGUACUUUAAUAAUUUAUUUGUUGAAAUUGGUGGAUGAAUUUAAAAUAUUUGUGUAAUGGUUUUUAUUAGGACCGAGUGGACAUGAAGUUAGUGUCCCAUGGCAAGAAAUUUAAAAGAUCCGGAGUUUGUCAUGCAGUUGUUGAGCCAUUUGUUCAAAAUUCGGGGUUGAUGCCACUAUGUGAUAUAAUAUAUGAAUAUCCUGAUAAGGGUCUCAUACUAGCUUUUGUUGAGAGGUGGCAUAGAGAGACCAACAACUUUCAUCUUCCUUUUGGAGAGAUGAGUGUGACAUUAGACAACGUCUUUGUCCUUUUCCAUUUGCCUAUAGUUGGAGAGCUUUUAAGCAAUGAAGCAUUAGACUUUGAUGUUACUCUUGAGUGUGUGAUUGAUCUUUUAGGCGUUGAACGAUCAAAUGUGUCAUCUGAGUUGAAUCAUUGUCGCGGUCCCCAUGUAAGACUCAAUUGGUUGAGAGACGUCUACACUGAGUGUUGUGACAAUUAGCAGUGGUAGUUUGCGACACGGGCGUAUCUGCUACAUCUUGUUGGCUGCAACAUCUUUGUGAGUAAGAGCGCUUCCUCCAUCAACGUCUUGUACCUCAAUAUGUUUGCAGAUCUGCAGUCUUGUGGAAGGUUUGCAUGAGGAGUUGCUGCAUUGACACAUCUUUAUGAACAACUUAGCGAUGCCAGCCUUGCCCACACCAAGCAAUUAGUUGGAUAUCUUACUCUUUUACAGAGUUGGAUAUAUGAGCACUUCCUAGGAUUGGGAAGGAAGCAAGUACUGGAUAACUAUGAUGAACAGAAACCUCAGGUGAAGCGUUAUGUGACACCGAGACUGAAUUGUACUUUGGUUGAGGUUAGGGCACAAUUGGAUGCACUUACGUACGAUGGGGUCAUUUGGAACACCUACGCAACACAUCGGGUUGCU